UCGUCAUCGUCAGCAUCGUCAUCGUCAGCAUCGUCAUCGUCAGCAUCCAGCGUCCCUGCCAUCGCCGACAGCGCCGGCCUCGCCCACAUCAUCGGAAUCUCGGAAACCGCUCGUCGGCCCUGAGAUUGCCAAGUCCUCGACAGAGAAUCGACCCGAGAUCGCUCAGCCAGAUUACAACACCAUCCCAGCAUGAUCAGACUGCUGUCUCCUGGCCGACUUCUUGCCCGCAAGAGACUGUCCUCGACCUCGGCAUCCAAGCCGGCACGGGCUCGGUUUGCGCCAAGUCCCACUGGCAUGCUCCAUCUCGGCGGCCUUAGAACGGCGCUCUUCAACUACCUCCUGGCCAAGCAGACCAACGGGCAGUUCAUACUGCGGAUCGAGGACACAGACCAAGCCAGGACGAUUCCCGGCGCAACCGAAGCAUUGCUCCAGAUCCUUAAGUGGUGCGGCAUCCCAUACGACGAAGGGCCCGAUCGCCCCGGCUCGUUCGGUCCUUACAUCCAAUCCCAACGCUCCGAGAUCUACCAAGACCACGCAAGAAUCCUCCUCGAGAAAGGACACGCAUAUCGCUGCUUUUGCAGCCCUGAGAAGCUUGCCCGCUCCCGGGAGCAAGCAAUCGCAGCCAAGAAACCGCCGCAAUACGACGGGACCUGCCGAUAUCUCACCCCCGCAGAGAUCCAGCAAAAGCUGGAUGCAGGCAUGCCGCACACCGUCCGGCUCAAAGUACCCCACGCCGAAAAGUUCAUCUCGUUCAACGACCAGGCUCACGGACGCAUCCAGAUUGCCAGUCGCCAAGUGGACGACUCGAUUCUGCUCAAGUCCGAUGGGCUGCCGACAUACCAUCUUGCCAACGUGGUUGAUGACAAGUUGAUGAAAGUGACUCAUGUUCUUCGUGGCGAGGAAUGGAUUCCAUCGACACCCAAGCAUAUCCUGCUGUACAAGGCAUUUGGCUGGGAGCCUCCUGCGUUUGCACACCUGCCACUGCUGAUCAACAAAGAUGGCUCCAAGCUAUCCAAGCGGCAAAACGACGUUCAUGUGGAGCAGCUCAGGGACAAGGGAUACCUGCCAGAGGCACUGCUCAACUUUGUUGCCUUCCUUGGGUGGGGGCCCGGUACCAAGAAAGAGUUUUACACACUCGAAGAGUUAUGUCGCGAUUUCGACCUCGCCAACAUCAACAAGUCGCCUGCGGUGGUCACCUAUGACAAACUGGAUCAUCUCAACAAACAACACAUCCUUGCCCGACUUGCUGAUGCCGACAAGCGACGUGGGCUGGUCGAGGAGAUUCGCGUGCUGGUGACGAAGGAGUAUUCUGCCGAAAUGCAGGAUCCUCUGAAGACUCGGCUGGUUCGCCAACCCAGCGAAGAGAGCGACUACCUGACCCAAGUCGUUGUCGCUGUGAAGGAGAGGGUUCGCCACCUUCCGGAUUUUGUCCAGCUCUGCAAGCCGUUCUUCCUCGAGCCUGCGCUGGUCAGCGAUGACAGCACAAAGACGGCCUGGCGCAAGAAGAUGGACAACAAGAUCUUUGGAUCGGCCACCAAAUCGGUCAGACAACAACUGGCUACUGUCGACGAGACCGAUUGGUCCCUUGACACCAUCAAGUCCUCUGUCCUUGGCGUCGAGCAGGAACUUGGAUUGACUCACAUCCAGCUCAUGCAGCCGCUGCGGUAUGCCUUGACCGGGUCCAAGGUUGGGAUCGAUAUGCUGACGACGAUUCAUCUGCUCGGCAAGCCCGUUGUGCUGAGGCGGCUCGAUGAAUGCGUUGCUCGUGAGGUCUGAACCACUCCGAUCCCCCUUCCUGCAGAACUUGUGCAUGCAUGCUAUAGUUUUAUU
Messenger RNA from Polychytrium aggregatum, 1830 nucleotides. Its product is annotated as glutamyl-tRNA synthetase. The transcript is spliced from 10 exons. The record is from RefSeq and is a predicted model, not a curated record. The coding region runs from base 190 to 1776 and encodes 528 amino acids. Lineage: Eukaryota; Fungi; Chytridiomycota; Chytridiomycetes; Polychytriales. Gene Ontology annotation, biological process: glutamyl-tRNA aminoacylation. Gene Ontology annotation, molecular function: zinc ion binding; tRNA binding; ATP binding.